AUGGAGCACCCAUCCUGGCAACAGCCCCCAAACACCCCAGCUGACAAUCACACCUUCUCACCAACAUCGCCAUCAUCGCCACCACCAUUACCGACUUCCUCAUUCCAGAACCAAAACUCGACCAGCCUCAGCGCCCGCCUCGCAGCAAAGAACCCAGCCUUCCUCCAAAAGCUGCAGCAAAUGUCCCUGCAGCUGGCGCCCCUCGUGCAGCUGACGACGGGGCAAGUGCACCCGUCCUUUCCGCGCACGCUGCUGGCCUUCUGGCUGUUGACCGAGCCCGAGCUGGACUCGCUCGCCCAUUUUUAUCAUCAACGCACCCCCUGCGCCUGGACGGCGCAGUACCCUUGCCCCGUCUUGUGGGGCCCCGGGUUGAGCAUCGAGGACAAGAGGAGGAAGUUGGGGCGGUUUAUCGGGCUGAGGGGUUGUGAGACGCCUGUGCCGGUGUCUGCGCCUGAGAUGAUGGAGACGGAUGAUGGGUUGGUGGACAUGAUGGGCAGGAGUGAGGAGGAGAUUGUUGCACGGGCGAGGAGGGAGAGGGUUGGGGGUGGGGAUGAGGUUGAGGAGGUUGGGCGGAAGAUGGGCUGGUAUUGA
This is a messenger RNA of Parathielavia appendiculata, 591 nucleotides long. RefSeq lists its product as uncharacterized. Bases 1 to 591 code for a protein of 196 amino acids. The transcript has a single exon. NCBI's taxonomy places the organism in Eukaryota, Fungi, Ascomycota, Sordariomycetes, Sordariales, Chaetomiaceae. The record is from RefSeq and is a predicted model, not a curated record.